AUGCAAUCCCUUCAACUCCAUCACAUCUCGCGGCCGAACCCUCAUGAGAUUGCCGAGGCUCCGGGCAGCCUGACAAAGGACAGAGGUAUAGCGAUUAAUCUUCGAGAUCAAGCGAAGGAUGACAAUAUCCUGUUGGACAGAGACCACACUGUCCUUUCUAGGUCUAGUACUUGCGGCAGAGGGGAGGUUGAUGCAGAAAACCGGUUCCAUCAGCUCGGCUGGAAACGGCUUUUGAUCAUCCUUAUCAUAACGGCUAUUACUCUGGGCACACUUAGUCUUCCUUCAGCUUUUGCCACGCUUGAUAUGGCCAUCGGCACAGUUGCUUGCGUUCUUCUUGGCCUUGCGGCCAUGUACGCCAGCUACAUCAUCGGAGAGGUUAAACUCAAAUAUCCUCAGACGAAACACUACGUUGAUAUGGGACGGUUGCUGAUGGGCCGUUGGGGAUACUAUAUCUUCAGUUUCGCUUUCGUUGCGCAACUCAUACUGGUUGUCGGGUCCCACUGUCUCACUGGAGGGACUGCUUUCGUCGCUGUCAGUGGCAGCAGUAUUUGCUCCUUGGUCUUCAGCAUCGCAUCAACCGUGGUAUUGAUACUUCUCGCAAUUCCGCCAUCAUUCGCCGAAGUCGCAAUUUUAGGCUAUAUCGAUUUUAUCUCGAUUGUCGCUGCGAUGACUGUAACAAUCAUCGCUACAGGGAUUCAAUCCUAG
This is a messenger RNA of Fusarium redolens, 705 nucleotides long. RefSeq names its product transmembrane amino acid transporter protein-domain-containing protein. Bases 1 to 705 code for a protein of 234 amino acids. Lineage: Eukaryota; Fungi; Ascomycota; Sordariomycetes; Hypocreales; Nectriaceae. Gene Ontology annotation, biological process: amino acid transmembrane transport. The transcript has a single exon. Gene Ontology annotation, cellular component: vacuolar membrane. Gene Ontology annotation, molecular function: amino acid transmembrane transporter activity. The record is from RefSeq and is a predicted model, not a curated record.